Messenger RNA from Cynara cardunculus var. scolymus (artichoke), 1382 nucleotides. Its product is annotated as protein ENHANCED DISEASE RESISTANCE 2-like. The record is from RefSeq and is a predicted model, not a curated record. The coding region runs from base 81 to 1076 and encodes 331 amino acids. The transcript is spliced from 9 exons. NCBI's taxonomy places the organism in Eukaryota, Viridiplantae, Streptophyta, Magnoliopsida, Asterales, Asteraceae.
CUUUAUUUUUUCAUGUUGCUGUGAUUGUCUCGAUCUAUAUAUUUUUAGGUUUAAGCCAGUUCUAUUGUCUUGAAGCUACUAUGAAUGUUGAAGCUCAAAGAAAGGAGGAUAUAAUGGGUGCAUUAGAUAAAGCUCCUUCAAGCCUUUCAAUCCGUGGAGAAAAGGAGGAAGAAUCAGAUGACUACUACAGUUACUCGGAUUCUGUAGAAGAUACACGUUCAGAAAAUAGCUGGUCUGACUUAUCCCCUCAGGAAGUUCCUCCUCCCAAGUUCUCGCUUGCUGUUACGUUUCUGAAAAGAUUGCAUGGUUCAAUAGUGCAGAAAAGGGGUGUUGCACCCUUGGAGGACAUUGAGUGGCAAGAUAGUUUCUUAAGCAAUAAUGACUCUUCAUUUCCAAAUGAUCCAACUGGUGAUCUGCCUAAUAGUUGGGGAGCUGCAGAGUCCUCAUCAUUUCAAAUUCGUGGAGAAACUUAUUUGCAAGACCGUAAGAAGAUUACAGGGAAAGGAACAUUGAUGCAACUUGUUGCAGCAAACAUGCUGAGAUCAACCAAGAAACAAGAUGAUUUUGCUGGCCGGCCUGGUAGCAUUUGUCAGAAAUUUGCAGCUGCCAACUGCCCAGAUUUCUUUUUCAUCGUAAAUAUGCAGAUCCCAGGUCCAACAACAAAUUUUCAUAUUGCUUUCUACUAUGCAACGACUACUCCCAUCAAAGAUGUGCCCUUGCUACAGAGUUUUGUAGAAGGAGAUGAUGCAUAUAGGAACGCAAGGUUUAAGCUCAUACCUCAUGUAUCUAAGGGGCCAUGGAUUGUCAAGCAAAGUGUUGGAAAUAGACCCUGCUUGCUGGGUCAAGUUCUCAAGAUUCAUUAUGCCCGUGGAAAGAACUACUUAGAGCUCGAUGUAGAUGUUGGUUCGUCGAUGAUCGCAAAGAAGGUGGCAAACACAGUUUUGAGUACCUUCAGCCAUUUGAUAGUUGAAGCAGCAUUUCUGAUACAGGGAAACACGCGAGAGGAACUACCAGAACAUCUUCUUGGGACAUGUCGUAUGAGCCAUAUCGAUAUCUCGAAAGUGGCUUGUACAUAGAUGGGGCAAUAUAUAUAAAUAUAUUGCAAGAAAACUGUAUAGGCAAAUCUGUGAACUGGAGGUGUGUUACUUCCUCAAGAGGGUUCACCCCCUAAAGGCUAAAAGGGUGAUUUAGAAGAUUACAGCAGUAGCAGCAGUAACUUUUAUUUUGUUUCAUUUUUCAUUUUUGUUUUUAUUGUCUUCAAACCAACCCUGCUGAUUAGAGGCUAAACUGUUAGCCACUAGACCAAAAAAAGUAAUAUAUGAUGAUGAAUUGUUGUAAUUUUGGGGGCAUAUCCAGAAAUUGGUCAAAGUGAUGCAAACCUC